AUGAGCGCCUGUUUCACGCCAAAGAUUAGGCAGGUUGAAUGUGUGGAUUCGUCGGGGUAUACUGAUUUUGUGCAUGUCUUCAAAACUCAACUCUAUCAGAAGAGGGUGCCUUUGGUUAUUAAGUCCUUAAAUAUUGGAAGCUGUGUUGAAAACUGGAGUUGGAAAUAUUUGAAAGAGAAAUGGCCUGACAAGGUAGUGAAACUUCAUGUCAGCACAUCUGAGCAACUCAAUUUCAUUGCAAAAAAUUUCUCCUACCAGUCAAUGCCAUUUAGCGAAUUUAUAGACAAUCUUGAAAAACAAGAUUCUGGCGAUUGUUCUCGUAUAGAAAAAUAUUACCUAAGAAGUCUUGGUAACGAUCCUCGAAAGGAUGUGUGUGACAUAUACAAACACUUCCCUGAGUUAUCAGACGACAUAAAUUUUCCAGAUAUGUUUGAGAAGGAGCAAAUUUAUUCGAGCGUGUUCAGGAUUGCAUCGAAAGGUGUUCAACUCUGGACCCACUAUGAUGUUGGUGAAGUUGGAGUACGUUGUUUAUUUGUGACGCAAAAUCGCAAAAUUCAAUCAAAAAUCGAAAUAGCCUACAUCUCUCACACUCCAGACAGCUAUGACCGAGUUUACUCAGUCAGUGCACCAGUAUCACGUGACGGUCACAAUCAGUCAAUUAUGGACAACAUAUUAGUGCAAGUGAAAGGUAGGAAGAGGAUCACGUUGUUCUCCCCAGAAGAUGUAGAUCACUUGUACUUAAACGGCGACAAAUCAGAAGUGAUUGACAUUGAGAAUGCAGACUUGAAGAGGCACCCCCUAUUUGCAGAGGUCGUUCACCACCAAUGCCAUCUGGAUGGUGGAGAUGUUCUCUUCAUUCCUGCUCUGUGGUUUCAUAACGUGAUAAAUGAAACCUCAACAAUCUCGGUCAACAUUUUCUGGCGCCACCUGCCAGCAGAAUUUUACGACUCCUCAGAUGUUUACGGCAACAAAGACCUUCUGAUCGCCAAUUCGGCUGAGAGUAUCGUGGACAGGGUCAUUAAAAAAAUCAACACCCUGCCACCAAUCUAUAAAGAGUUCUACACGAGAAGAUUUGUCAACAAAAUAAAGGACAAGUGUCUAUGAUUAUGACUUUUUUCUGUUUUAAAUUAGUAAAAAUAAAUUGUAAAAAUAAAAUAAAUUCUAUUAAUGAAAAUAUUGAUGUAAAAUAAUGUGGGUGGAUGUUGUUUUUGAUUGGAUCAGAUGUAUACCAA
Helobdella robusta is the source of this 1232-nucleotide messenger RNA. RefSeq lists its product as hypothetical. NCBI's taxonomy places the organism in Eukaryota, Metazoa, Annelida, Clitellata, Rhynchobdellida, Glossiphoniidae. The coding region runs from base 1 to 1104 and encodes 367 amino acids. The record is from RefSeq and is a predicted model, not a curated record. Gene Ontology annotation, molecular function: tRNA binding; 2-oxoglutarate-dependent dioxygenase activity. Gene Ontology annotation, biological process: wybutosine biosynthetic process. The transcript has 8 exons.